Molecule: messenger RNA, 849 nt
Organism: Fraxinus pennsylvanica
Lineage: Eukaryota; Viridiplantae; Streptophyta; Magnoliopsida; Lamiales; Oleaceae
Source: the annotation of a GenBank genome assembly
AUGGCGAGCUUGGAGCCAUGGCUGGAGUUGGAAAACAAGGUCGUGAUGGUGACCGGUGCGUCGUCGGGGCUGGGUCGGGAGUUCUGUUUCGACCUAGCCAAAGCCGGCUGCAGAAUUAUAGCCGCUGCCAGACGAAUUGACCGUCUGAAAUCACUCUGCAAUGAGAUCAAUAACGGUAUCGCUUCCUCCCGAUCAAAUGAUCCGAGCAACGAUCAAGUCAGAGCCGUGGCUGUGGAACUAGACGUGUGCGCCAGUGGACCAACCAUUGAAGCUUCUGUGCAAAAGGCUUGGGAUUCGUUCGGAAGAAUCGAUGCUUUGAUCAACUCUGCUGGUGUUAGAGGUCGUGUGCACACUCCAUUGGAUUUGUCCGAGGAGGAAUGGAACCAGAUCAUGAAAACAAACCUAAAUGGAACCUGGCUGGUAUCGAAGUAUGUUUGCACGAGAAUGCGAGAUACAAAACAGGGGGGAUCUGUCAUUAAUAUCUCCUCCAUUACUGGUCUUCGCCGUGGUCAACUACCUGGAGCCCUUGCCUAUGCUUGUUCAAAGGUUGCUGUUAACAUCAUGACAGAGGUUAUGGCCAUGGAAUUGGGAGCGUUCAAAAUAAGAGUGAACUCAAUAGCUCCUGGGAUAUUCAAGUCUGAGAUAACUCAAGGACUCAUGAAAAAAGAUUGGCUGAAAACUGUCACUUUCAGAACCGUGCCUUUAAGAACUUUCGGGACCGCUGAUCCAGCAUUGACAUCACUUGCGCGAUACUUAAUCCACGAUUCCUCUGAGUAUGUCACGGGCAAUAUUUUCAUUGUCGACUCGGGAGCCACUUUACCAGGUGUCCCAAUUUUCUCCUCUCUUUAG